Messenger RNA from Acanthopagrus latus (yellowfin seabream), 993 nucleotides. RefSeq lists its product as uncharacterized. The transcript has 9 exons. Lineage: Eukaryota; Metazoa; Chordata; Actinopteri; Spariformes; Sparidae. Bases 1 to 687 code for a protein of 228 amino acids. The record is from RefSeq and is a predicted model, not a curated record.
AUGUCUGACACUGUAUUGUUGUGUUUUGUUGCAGACACCCAGUUUUCAGGUUCUGACUCAACCUUCUGCAAACCAAGAAGUGAGCGAGAGAUCCACUUCAUCCUUCUAACAGACACCAAGUGUUCAGAUCCUGACUCAACCUUCUGCAGACCAAGAAGUGAGCGAGGGAUCCACUUUAUCCUUCCAACAGACACCAAGUGUUCAGAUCCUGAGUCAACCUUCUGCAGACCAAGAAGUGAGCGAGGGAUCCACUUUAUCCUUCCAAUAGACACCAAGUGUUCAGAGCCUGACUCAACCUUCUGCAGACCAAGAAGUGAGCGAGGGAUCCACUUUAUCCUUCCAAUAGACACCAAGUGUUCAGAGCCUGACUCAACCUUCUGCAGAAAAAGAAGUGAGCGAGGGAUCCACUUUAUCCUUCCAAUAGACACCAAGUAUUCAGGUUCUGACUCAACCCUCUGCAGACCAAGAAGUGAGCGAGGGAUGCACUUCAUCCUUCCAAUAGCCUCCUCCCACCUGACAGCUAUUGCAAAGCAAGUUGAACAUCACUUGGUCGAUGAUUUCGUGAUGGAAACUCUGCAAGCUUUGACCAGAUCUCUACUGAUGAUUCUUCAGAUUGCACAGCUUAUGAAGAUACUGAUGAUAUGUUCCAGACUCAAGUGUCAAUUCCUCAGACAAAAGUCUUUGUAGUAAUGAAUUGAGAAUCACAGAAUCUCUUGCUCCCAAGAAAGUGUUAGAGGACAUGCCAGUGGGGAUAGUUACAGCACACCGUUGGGAGAUCACUGGUUCAGAGAAACCUACAAGUUUUAGUUCAGGAGGAGGAGCAGCAGUCAUAGCACUUUAGUGAUGAGUUGCAGUGCCAAUUCCCUGGAGGCAAGAUUUCUGCAUUUGCUGUGGUCUGUUCUGUUUAAGUUUACAUAUUUUGCCACCAAUUAAAAAAGAAAGAAAGGCAGAAAGUGUUCCAUGUUUUUAUUCACAUGAACAGGUACUACAAAA